Messenger RNA from Ctenopharyngodon idella (grass carp), 1492 nucleotides. RefSeq lists its product as uncharacterized. The coding region runs from base 191 to 829 and encodes 212 amino acids. NCBI's taxonomy places the organism in Eukaryota, Metazoa, Chordata, Actinopteri, Cypriniformes, Xenocyprididae. The record is from RefSeq and is a predicted model, not a curated record. The transcript has 6 exons.
AGCAUUGCUUAUCCGAUGUCGCCACCCUACUUCGCAACCAAUAGUACUCCGAGUGCUCGUUUCGCUUUUGUCUUUGCUGAUAUAUAGGAGAGAGAACUUAAAGUAAGUCACAGAAUAUGACUAUGUUAACAAGAGGGACUGGGUGGAGAUUUAUCGACAGUCAAUCGGACCGAACUCAUGAAAGCACGAAAUGUUGUUAAAAGCCAUCUCAUGCAUCCUUCUUCUGAUUCCAAUCAGCACAGCAAAUAGUGAUUUCACAGUACAUUGUGAGGGUGAGCUUACAACAUUGUCCUGUCUCGACCCAAGGAAUUAUACUGAGAGCAAAGUGGAGAUAAAUGCACUUUGGAAAAAAGGUUCUGGUGAAAGGGUGAUCUGGAAAUAUUACGGACACACCAAAAAAGGAGACACGUUCAAGAACAGGACAGUAAAUUUGAAUGAUAAUUUAUCUCUUUCCAUUGAUGGAUGUGAUCUGUCAGAUCAAGGCAUAUACAUUUUUUGCAUAAAUGGAAAACCUAGCUGUGAAGUUAGGCUAUUUGUCAAAGACUCAAACCAUUGCAAACCAAAAACAUCCCCAGAACAAUCAACUAGAAGCCCUGCAGAUGUUAAGGAGAAACAAACUGCCACAGAUGAAAAUCACCAGCACACUGAAACCAGUCAGCCUAAUACUUACAUCAGAUGGGUUGUUUAUGUAUUACCAUGCUUCGUUGUGCUCAUUGUCUUAUUGCUGGUUGUCUAUGCAUGCAUCCAGAGAGAAGAAACAAGUAAAAACGACAAGUCAGGAUCUAAACUGCUUCACAAAGAUAUACAGAGUAGCUAUGCCAGUGCAUGAUUUUAAAUGUAAUGAUAACACAACAGCUUACCAUAAGGAUGAACAUCAGAACCGGGUUGUUAGACCCAGAGGAAUAAAAUUAAGACUUAUGUCAGUACACCACAUUUUCAUAAUUCUUCUGAGGUCAGAAAAGAAAAGCUAUGACCCAAGUUAUGCCCCAAUAUGUCUGAACUACAUUUGCCAUUUAUUUUGUUUGAUAUGGUGCAAAUUUUCUUUCUCUUACUGUUUAUGGUUGUAUUGUCUUUGCUUGGGGCCCCCAAAGACCAAUGAUGAGAGCAAAGGCAAUACAACCACAAAGAGUAGGAGAACAUUUUUUUGCACCGUAUCAAACAAACAGGUGGGCAAAUGUAGUUCAGACAUGUUGCCAAUAUAUAUCUGCCCCUGUAUAGCAGCUGUUAAAAUGAGAACUGUAAAUAUUUACACAUGCCUAAUAAGACACUUUAUAUCAUUUCUUACUGUGAAAGAAUUAUUAGACACUGUUUUAGCUCUAAAUAGCAAAGUUAAAGAUCUUCUAGAAUUAAUCUGGGUGGAGGCAUAUCUUCUUCCAGUUACUGAAAACUUAUGGAAUCAAGAUCUUACAUUACAUAUUCAUUUUGUGAAAGUUUUAUAUUAUAAUGACUGGCUGUUAUACAGCUUCUUCUUUAAUAAAGUACAUAAAUCUAA